Messenger RNA from Aspergillus melleus, 315 nucleotides. Its product is annotated as Dabb family protein. The record is from RefSeq and is a predicted model, not a curated record. The coding region runs from base 1 to 315 and encodes 104 amino acids. Lineage: Eukaryota; Fungi; Ascomycota; Eurotiomycetes; Eurotiales; Aspergillaceae. The transcript has 2 exons.
AUGGCCCCGAUCGAACGCAUCACCCUCUUCAAAAUCCCCAACGAAGAAGACCGCCUCCGCGUCCUCGAGCAAUACAAGGUUCUCGCAAAGACCGCCGUCAAGGACGGAAAACCCUACAUCACCAACGUCGCAGUCGGCCAAUCGUUCCCGGACCCUCGGAACAAGGGCUUCAAUGUGUCGGUGAAGACGACGUUCGCGUCGCUGGAGGACAUGCAGUAUUAUGAUAGCGAGUGCGAGGCGCAUAAAGCGUUAAAGGCGGUUGCGGGGCCGGUCAAGGAGGAUAUUUUGUCGACGUACUUUGAGAGUGUGAUUUGA